Molecule: messenger RNA, 1322 nt
Organism: Danio rerio (zebrafish)
Lineage: Eukaryota; Metazoa; Chordata; Actinopteri; Cypriniformes; Danionidae
Gene: itln2
Product: intelectin 2
Source: RefSeq, marked validated
AAACAUCAAGAACACAAAAGACAAUUUUCCACCAGCUUAUGGGAAUGGCUGCCUUUCUUACAAAAAUGUUAUUAGGGUUCCUUUUCAGUGUCACAUUGAGCUUAUGGUUCUGUGAAGCUAAAUCAAUGGGGGCCAUGUAUGUAAUACAAGAAACAGAAACGCCAUGUAUUAACAUCAGUGAUUCCAACAGCAACCAUGAGCUUGAAAAACUUCUGGAUAGAAUUAAAUACAUUGCUCGAAGCUGCAAAGAAAUUCGUGACAAGUACCAUGUUUAUGAGGAUGGCCUGUACUAUCUGAUCUCUUCAAGAGGAGUCCUUUACCAGACGUUCUGUGACAUGACCACUGCAGGCGGCGGCUGGACGCUGGUGGCCAGUGUUCACGAAAACAACAUGUAUGGAAAGUGUACAGUUGGUGACCGCUGGUCUAGUGAACAAGGCAGCAAUGCAAACCGGCCUGAAGGUGAAGGCACAUGGGCAAACAAAGUCACAUUUGGAGCCGCAGAGGCCGCUACAAGUGAUGAUUACAAGAAUCCGGGAUACUUUGAAAUUGCAGCUCAGGAUGUUUCUGUGUGGCAUGUUCCUAAUAAUAUGGAGUUGGAACACUGGAGCACUGGCUCCAUCCUCAGAUACCACACUGAAAAUCGCUUCUUAACCCUACAUGGAGGAAAUUUAUUUAGUUUGUUCAAGAAAUUCCCUGUGAGGUUUGGAAUUGGUGUGUGCAAUACUAAUAAUGGACCUGCUGCUCCAAUCGUGUAUGAUACUGGCAAUGUGGAUUCUACCAAAACCCUAUAUGGUCCUAGUACAAGAUCACAAUUUGAGCCUGGAUUCAUCACAUUUAGAGUCUUCAAUACUGAGAAGGCAGCCAUGGCUCUUUGUUCAGGCGUUAAACCAAUUGGCUGUCACACUGAAUAUUUCUGUAUUGGUGGAGGCGGACACUUUCCUGAGGGGGUCCCUAAACAGUGUGGAGACUUUACUGGUUUUGACUGGAAUGGCUACGGUACUAACACAGGCAACAGUGCUUCCAGAGAGAUAAUUGAAGCAGCUGUGCUUCUAUUUUAUCGCUGAAACUCUAAUGAACCUUUAAAUCAUGUUUGAGAUAUUCAUAAACACCUGAUUGUUACAUAAACACUUAUUUUCUGAAUUGUUUUUAGGUUAAUACAAUAAAUAAUUUAGGAAAUCAUUUGUAUGAUGUUUGUAAUAAAUGAAAAAUUACAUGUCAGAUUAACCCCUUAUUGUUUAGCUUCUGCUAAGUCACAUUAAACCCUUUCACUGUUCAUAAACUGUUCAAAUGUAAAUAUGUUCAAAUAAAACUUGUGUGAUGUA